AUGGCGUCUGAGAGCAAACGGGGCGGUACCUCUAUUAUUCACAAUGAUUCAGAGCAAUCUGAAAGUGAGAACGAGAAGGAUGAACUUCUCAUUGAAGCUUUUCAGGCUCGGCGAACCCAAAAUAUGCAAUUCGAGGCCCUAUUGUCUCAAAGAGCAAAUGAUGACACAAUUCAGCAGACCAAAAAGGGACAGCUUGAUAGGCCGGACGACGAGCUCACCAUAGCUAGCUUGGUGGCAAAGAAAGACUCUGGUACCGGUAGCCUGGACCCUCGUGCUUACCAGAUCGAGUUGUUUGAGCGAUCAAAAACUCGUAAUAUCAUUGCAGUCCUUGAUACCGGCUCCGGAAAGACCCUCAUCGCGGUGCUUUUGCUCAAGCAUAUGUUGCAACAGGAGCUGAUCGAACGGUCUCUUGGCAAGCAUCACCGUGUGGCCAUUUUCCUAGUCGAUAGUGUAACUCUGGUGUUCCAACAAGCAGCUGUUCUCCGGAACAACCUGAGCCAGGAAGUUGGCCAUCUCUAUGGUGCCAUGGGCCCAGAUCUCUGGGACCAACAAACAUGGGAGAGGCACCUCGAAGCAAACAUGGUCAUUGUGUGCACAGCUGAAAUUAUCCAUCAGGCGCUACUCAAUGCAUUUGUCAAAAUGAACCAAGUCAACCUGUUGAUUUUUGAUGAGGCCCAUCAUACGAAGAAGGAGCAUCCAUAUGCACGAAUCAUUCGUGAUUCUUACCUCAAGGUCGAUGCGUCAGAACGUCCAAAAAUCUUUGGGAUGACAGCCUCUCCGAUCGAUGGUAAAGUUAACGUUAUAGAAGCCGCCAGCCAGAUUGCAACGACCUCUAACCUGUCUUCCCUGCGGACAUUUAUCAGAAAGCCGACAGAGGAGACAUGGACCUACAAGAAACUCAAAAGUCCCUUUGAAACAUCUCUUUACAAGAGAAUAAAGGAUGAUUUUGGAGACUUGAAAGCUCUUGAGCCCAUUUUCCGAUCGACUAUGAAUGCUAGCUCAGAGCUGGGAAUCUGGUGCGCUGAUAAAAUCUGGGCCAAGGCUCUUGCGGAAGAUGUCAUACCGAAGCUAGAGGGCACUAUGAACAAGGAGUCCAGCCAAGGUUUAAGCGCCCAUGCUGGUGUCGUCAGAGAUACCCAGCGAGUCAAGGCUGUCUGCCAGACUGUGCAAGAGCAUCCAUUUCAACACCCCUUGGAAUCGGGUCAACUAAGUUCCAAGGUGGAACUUCUCUUGGCCAUCCUAACCCAUCAUUUUAGUCGGUCAAAAGAGACGAAGUGUAUCGUUUUCACUGCGCGACGCAAUACUGCCAAAAUCUUGAUGCAAUUGUGUGAUGAAUUGGGAGUCCCAAACAUUCGCCCUGGUCUGCUGGUUGGUGUUCGGAAUUCCGACUUCACAGGAUCAACCACGUUUCGUCAACAAUUUCUUGCUCUGGUCAAAUUUCGAAAGGGUGAAAUCAACUGCUUGUUUGCAACAUCAGUUGCUGAAGAGGGUCUUGACAUUCCAGAUUGCAAUCUUGUCGUAAGGUUCAAUCUCUAUCAUACCAUGAUUCAAUACAUUCAGAGCAGGGGUCGUGCAAGACACGAGGAGUCAGUCUAUGUGCACAUGAUCGAGAUAGAAAAUGACCACCAUCAGAAGCGUCUUCAAGAAGUUCAGCAGGCAGAGAAGCUGAUGCAGGCAUUCUGCAGCGCGCUCCCUAGGGAUCGGCUCCUUCUGGGAGAUGAGGUAGACAUAAAUAAGGUCUUCGAAAAAGACGAAGGGAAAAGGACCUACACUAUUCAGUCGACGGGAGCAAAGUUGACUUACACCCAUGCCAUCAAUGUCCUCUCGCGCUAUGCAGCAUCUUUGCAAUAUGAGAAAGAGAUUUCUGCUUGCGCAACUUUCUUUACGGUUGCAAAAGGAGGAUCCUUCGCCUGUGAAGUGAUUCUACCGGAAAAGUCGCCAAUCCGAGGACUGAUAGGAAGAUUGGAAUCGACAAAGAUAAUGGCGAAGCAGUCAGCUGCAUUUGAUGCGUGUAUGCUAUUGAGAAGAAGGCAUCUUCUCGAUGACAAUUUCAAGUCCGUCUAUCACAAACGACUCCCAGCUAUGCGCAACGCCAAGCUCGCAAUUUCGUCGAAGAAGACUAACCAGUACACCAUGAUUUGCAAGCCAUCCAUCUGGAAGAAAAACCAAGGAGGCUUGCCUGAUAAAGUUUAUGGUAUGAUCUUCAAAUUUUGUCCCAAGGAGCCCCUAGAUCGUGUUCAUGAUAGCAUUAUACUCCUGGCCCGAGUACCGCUUCCACAGAUCCCUUCAUUUCCUAUAUACCUCGAAAACGACAAGGAAACCAGCAUUCAAGCCAUAGUGCUUGACACACCACUUUCGGUCAUCACCGAAGAUCUUGCCUGUUUUUCUCAAUUCACAAUUGCUGUUUUCCGUGACGUGUUUCACAAGACAUUUGAACCCGUACUGGAGAAAUUCCCCUACUGGCUGGCUCCAAUCAGAUCGGAUGCCCAGGAUAUCUGUUCUACCGAUUCACCGCGGGAUAUUAUUGACUGGAACACUUUAAAUUUCGUGAAUGAGAACCAUGAAAUUAAAUGGACGAAGGAAAUGGAACCGAGGUCUCUUUUGAAUCGUUUCAUCUAUGAUGGCUGGGAUGGAAAGAGACGUUUCUUUCCACUCAGUGUCGAAACUACACUCCGUCCUUCAGAUCCCCCGCCUUCCUACGCUCCUCGUCGAAAGUGGAUGAAAGACAUCAUGAAUUACUCUCUAAGUCUUUCCAAAAACUCCCGACUAAGAGCCCUGGAAGGCGUGGACUGGGAUCAGCCAGUAUUCCAGGCGGAAUGUGUUUGCCUGCGAAGGAAUUUCCUGGACAAGGCCACAGAAGCGGAAAAGGCAGAAGUGACGAGGUUAGCUCUUUGCCUAGAGCCACUUAUGAUUUCUGCGAUCCCCAUACCAAUCGUGACUUCAUGCCUGGCUUUUCCUGCUAUAAUGAACAGGCUCGAGUCUUACAUGAUCAUAUUGGAGGGCUGUCAGCAUCUAGGUCUGGGCAUUAGACUGGACUAUGCAUUGGAGGCUUUCACGAAAGACUCAGACAACACUGAAGAACAUCGUGCUCUCCAGGUUCAUGUCCAACGAGGCAUGGGAAAGAACUAUGAGCGACUUGAAUUCCUGGGCGACAGUUUUCUGAAGAUGGCGACUUCCAUCUCGCUUUUCUGCCAAAACCCGGAUGAUGAUGAAUAUGAUUACCAUGUCAACCGAAUGUGUCUCAUCUGCAACAAAAACUUGUUCAACGCUGCCACUAAUAUCAACCUCUAUGCCUACAUUCGGAGCCGUGGCUUCUCAAGGCACACAUGGUAUCCACCAGGACUUGAGCUUCUUCAUGGUCGGAACUACCUUCGGCAUCUUGAAUCUGAAAGCAGCCAUGCCCUGGGCGAAAAGACAAUUGCGGAUGUCUGCGAGGCGCUCAUCGGAGCUUCAUUGCUCACGGGAGGCGAGAAUAGCCGAUUUGACAUGGCAAUCGAAGCAGUGACUAUUUUCGUGGACAGUGGGAACCACAAAGCAAGAAGCUGGGGUGACUAUGUGUCAUCAUACGUCAAGCCAUCCUACCAACUCAAAAGUGCUGAUGGCUUCGAGAUUGAUCUCGCCAACAGGAUUUCUCAAGAUUUGGGCUAUCGAUUCCAGUAUCCCGCUCUGCUCCGUUCCGCCUUCACCCAUCCCUCCUAUCCCUCUGCAUGGGCUAAAGUGCCUUGCUACCAGCGAUUGGAGUUCCUCGGAGAUGCUCUACUGGACAUGGUAUGCAUCGAGGACUUGUUUGCACGAUUCCCAGACAAGGAUCCACAGUGGUUGACUGAGCACAAGAUGGCUAUGGUAUCAAACAAGUUCCUGGGCGCACUUGCAGUGAAGUUGGGACUGCAUCGCCAUCUCCAGCAUUUCAGCAACCCUCUCCAGUCAGGCGUCACCCAGUACGCUGAGGAUAUUCAGAUCGCCGAGGAAGAAAGCAAUGGAAUUAUGGACUAUUGGCUUGGGACCAAAGAUUCCCCAAAGUGUCUGCCGGACAUGCUUGAGGCAUACCUAGCGGCAAUUUUUGUCGAUUCAGGUUUCGACUACACGGUCAUUGAAACUUUCUAUAGCCGUCACAUCAAGCCAUACUUUGUCGACAUGUCCUUAUACGACACCUUUGCCAACAAACACCCGACGACAUAUCUAUACACCCAGUUGACGAACGUCUAUGGCUGCAUAAACUAUUGUCUGAAGUCGGGUGAGCUUCCAGUAGUGGAUAACGAGCAACCAAUCAUCCUCGCUGCCGUCAUGAUACACGGAAUCUGUGUUGCAGAUUCUACCGGAACGUCAAGCCGAUAUGCCAAAGUCCGGGCGAGUGAAAGGGCUUUGGAUGCAAUAAGUGGGAUGCUCCGGGAUGAUUUCCGCAAAAGGUAUGGCUGUGAUUGCCGUGCCUCUGAUAUCGGGUAUGUGAACAGCGCCGACACUGGAACUGCGAUUUGA
Penicillium pulvis is the source of this 4476-nucleotide messenger RNA. RefSeq lists its product as uncharacterized. Bases 1 to 4476 code for a protein of 1491 amino acids. The transcript is spliced from 16 exons. Gene Ontology annotation, biological process: siRNA processing. NCBI's taxonomy places the organism in Eukaryota, Fungi, Ascomycota, Eurotiomycetes, Eurotiales, Aspergillaceae. The record is from RefSeq and is a predicted model, not a curated record. Gene Ontology annotation, molecular function: ribonuclease III activity; RNA binding; DNA binding. Gene Ontology annotation, cellular component: RISC complex; nucleus; cytoplasm.